AUGACAAGUGCCACGGAGAGUCGCAAGCGCUGGUCUGACCUCUUCAGCUUCCGAGCGCCACGAGUCGAGAGCAUCCAGGGACUGAUUGGGUUCCGCAACGGCCACGAUCGAGACUCACAGUUGACUGUUGUUGAAGAUAGCCGGACGGAAGACCUCUCGUCAUCGUCGUCCGCCAGUCAAGGCGUCCAAGAGCAACAAAACGUCGAGGACACGCCAGAGGAAGACAGAAUCACAGCACUGCCGACCGUGUACAUGAUGGACGUGUACCGCCCAAAGUCGUCGUCCACGGCUAACAGCAAGGUCUCCACUGGUAACAGACUCUCGAGCGUCUUUGGUAGCAUCGGGAGGACUUUGCGUCGACAUCGUCAGAAGGAAUCUCCUAAGGCGGGCUCUGGAACGGGACACUAUGACGGAGUGGUGCUGGUUCCGCCUUCACGACAGGCUGUUCAGCGUCCAGGUACCCCUUUUCCGCGCUCCAACUACGCCGACCAACGCGCAACACUGAAGAAGCCAAAGCCCGCCUCGGCGGCGCAAUCAAGCACGACCGUCGAAUCAAAGGGCUCAAGUGGGAGCCGAUCGAGAGUGGGAGGCUUCUGCUGCGGGAUGUUCGGGAGCAGCAGCAAGGGCGGCAGUGGAAUCGAAGCGCGAGUUCAGGUCAGUGAGAGCGGAAACAACGGUCGCAUCGUCGAGGAGACGACGGAAGAAGAAGAGAUGUCCUUCGAGGACAUGCUGGGCACUGCGCCGCCGAACGAAGCGGCAACAUUGCCGACUGUGCCAUAUCGAGACAUUGGGCGCGUUCAGAACGAUUGUCGGGCGGGCUUUGGAGCAGGAAACGAAGAGGCUCGCUAA
Messenger RNA from Cyphellophora attinorum, 849 nucleotides. RefSeq lists its product as uncharacterized. The transcript has a single exon. The record is from RefSeq and is a predicted model, not a curated record. Bases 1 to 849 code for a protein of 282 amino acids. Lineage: Eukaryota; Fungi; Ascomycota; Eurotiomycetes; Chaetothyriales; Cyphellophoraceae.